Messenger RNA from Halteromyces radiatus, 726 nucleotides. RefSeq names its product glycosyl transferase family protein. Gene Ontology annotation, molecular function: glycosyltransferase activity. The transcript is spliced from 2 exons. Lineage: Eukaryota; Fungi; Mucoromycota; Mucoromycetes; Mucorales; Cunninghamellaceae. The record is from RefSeq and is a predicted model, not a curated record. The annotation marks the transcript as partial.
GCUUGGAUUACUACACUUAUUGGUGAUGAUGGUUAUGUAAAAGGAGUUAUCACGUUACAAUAUAGCCUUCAACAUGUCUUACAUAGUAUGUAUCCUUUACUUGUUCUAUAUACUUCGACUACUCCACCCCAGGUUGUUCAUCUUUUACAAUCCAUUGGUUGUCGUAUGAAGAAAGUAGACAAUAUUCAACCUCCUGAGCCUGUACAGUACUCUCAAGAACGAUUUCGAAAUACUUGGACAAAAUUGGCAGCUUGGGAUCAAGAUGAUUAUGAUCGUUUAGUAUUGAUAGAUGCAGAUAUGCUUCCAAUACGAAACAUGGAUGAUAUCAUGACGUUACCUUUUCCUCAAGAUGACUGGAUUGCUGCUUCUCCUGCUUGUACAUGUAAUCCUCAGAAAAUAACCAAUUAUCCCCACGACUGGAUUCCUGAAAAAUGUGCGUAUACUUAUACGUCCAAAGAUGAUACAUCUUUUCAAACGACUUUUUUUCAACGAUCAAGCCUUCAUUACUUCAACAGUGGAUUGGUUGUGUUAAAACCUCGACAUGCCAUUUUUGAAACCAUGAUCAAACGAUUAGAAGUAGAACCGGAGAUCCGACAUUAUAUAUUCCCAGAUCAAGAUCUUUUGAAUCAUCAAUUCCGUGAUCAUUGGACCGUCCUGCCUUAUACAUUCAAUGCACUUAAACCAAUGGUGAUUAGUCAUCCAUCAUUGUGGGAUCUUCAUCGUAUU